Messenger RNA from Danio aesculapii, 1153 nucleotides. Its product is annotated as PTB domain-containing engulfment adapter protein 1-like. The record is from RefSeq and is a predicted model, not a curated record. The transcript has 10 exons. Lineage: Eukaryota; Metazoa; Chordata; Actinopteri; Cypriniformes; Danionidae. The coding region runs from base 93 to 728 and encodes 211 amino acids.
ACACAACCUUCUCACCCAAACAGUUGAAUAUUCAUCAUCAGAAGUGGACAGAGCAGAGGUCAACAUCCCAUAAUGCCGUUCACCAAUACACAAUGAGUGACAUCGAGGACGACAGUGAAAUCUACUUCUCUGUUAAAUUUUUGGGUCGCAUCCAAGUGGUUCGUCCAGGUGGGAUGCAGAUCCUGACAGAUGCUCUUCAAGCCCUGCAGGAUCCUACCAUAGAGAUGGGCGAGAAAAUGAAGAAAACAAAAGCGCAUCUGUUUCUGACCCGGAGCUCCAUUGACAUUCUUGAGCACAAAACAAAGUUCAUGCUGUACUCUUGCGCUCUGCCGUCGGUGUCGUUCUGUGCUGUGCACCCGAAUCAGCCCAAAAUACUGGGCUUUGUGGCCAAACACCCAGCGUCAGACAUGUACCACUGCUACAUCUUCCAGAGCAAGAAGUUUUCUCAUCUGCUGGUGUCCAUCAUUGGCGACACUUUCAGGGCUUAUAAUCAGAAUGAAAGUCUUCCAGGAGAUCGAGAUCUGGUGGUGGAGGCCCUGAGACACAAGAAUAAGGUUCUGGAACGAGAAAACGCUGAGCUGAAGAGGAAACUGCAAGCCAAUGUGCCAGACAAUGAGAAAGGUGGAAUCCGAAACUAUCAUGAUGACGAGUCUGAAACUUCAUCUCGAUCUGGACAAGUGAGAUUCUUCACAGAAGAUGACAAGACUCCUUUGGAAAGAAAUUUCUGAGCAGAAACAGAUGAUACAUGUCUGAUCAAAGCUAUUGAAACACCAUCAUUAAACAACUCCAACAGAUCUGACAGCACUGAGCUGUGUAAAACAUCAUUUCAACAUGAAGAAUUAUCUAUUAUUUCCAUGUCUGAAAGCUAAAUUAUUCAAAUGAACAUAUGAUUUGUUAAACACGUAGGCUAACUUUAGGGAUGCACAUAUGAGUGGAUCGGCUACAGUUAAUCUUUAGCUGAACGUUAAUUAACAUUUGACUUUAAGCUAACUUCAUAUUCUUUAUUAACUGCAUAUUUUCAUAGAGCUUGAUAUUAUAGUGAGAGAAAUGAGAAAAUAAGUUUGGUUUUGCCUUCUGUUGCAGUUUGUCAUGUAUAAAAUGACCUGACGUAUGUAUUUAUAAAUAAUUUGAGCAAUAAAUCUCUUAAGUGUGU